Lasiodiplodia theobromae is the source of this 1134-nucleotide messenger RNA. RefSeq names its product Quercetindioxygenase. NCBI's taxonomy places the organism in Eukaryota, Fungi, Ascomycota, Dothideomycetes, Botryosphaeriales, Botryosphaeriaceae. The transcript has a single exon. Bases 1 to 1134 code for a protein of 377 amino acids. The record is from RefSeq and is a predicted model, not a curated record.
AUGAAGUCUGCCGCAGCCUUGGUAGGGACUCUCCUCAGCGUGGCCGCUGCCGCUCCGGCAUCCCGUGCCGCCAGCGAGAGCCUGAUUGUUGACACGGCACCGCAGUACGUGCGUCCGUACGUACUGCCGAAAUUCUCCGGGCAAGCCGUGGCCGUAGGCCAGCAGAUCUACCGCUUCUCGGUCACGGGCAACUCGUCUGACGGCGCCUUCACGCUGAUGCAGACCAACGCGCCGUCAUCGACCAGCCUGGGCGUGCUGCCGCACAUCCACAAGGAGCACUACGAGAACUUCUACUGCACCAAGGGACGAGUGCAGCUGUGGGCCAAGACCAACGCCACCGGCGAGGCCGCGCGCGUGCUCACGCCAGGAGACUACGGCGCCGUGCCUCACAACACCAUCCACACCUUCCAGAUAACCGACCCGGACACGCAGCUGACGGGCGUCAUCCAGCCCGGCGGCUUUGAGGAGCUCUUCAUCGCCAUCGGAGACGGGGCCUACAACUCGUCGACCGGCUCCGCCUUCGUGCCCGCCGCGUCCAACAGCUCGUCCGGCGCGGGCAGCUCGGCCGGCCUCAUCUCCGCCCUCGAGUCCUUCGACGUCUUCGCCCAGCUCGACUUCUCGCCGCGCUACGACUUCGUCAACGGCAGCGCCGGCGCCAGCGGCAACUGGCACGACGGCUCCAACGCCCUGGCCAAGGACGCCUACACGCCAAACUUCGUCGCCAAGGGCUACGGCCCCAAGUACCUCAACGUCGAUGACGGCGUAUACCGCGUCAUUCAGCCGCUCGUCACCGGCACCCAGAGCGCCAGUAAUUUCACCAUGGGCACCAUCACCAUGUCCCCGCUGCUCAGCAACCAGACGGCCUCCGAACAGAACCUGGGCCAACACUUGGCCUUCCAGAUGGAGGAGGGCCAACUCGUCGUCGCCGUCGACGGCUAUGACACAGUCAGCCUGAUCCAGGGCGAUGUUGUUUUCAUUCCGGCCGGCACCUCGUUCACCUACCACGCUUCGGUCCCCUUCACCAAAUUCCUGUAUGUCAGCGCCGGUGGCGACGGCCUCGACUACCAGUUGCUGCAAAAGAGUGUGUCCUGGGACUACACUACCUACCCCACUUACGCUGGCUAUACCAUCUAA